CGCGGCGCCAGGCGGUGGCGGAGGCGGGGCAGGCGGGCCGGUUGCUAAGACUUGGUGAAGCGCAGCGCUUCCGCCCGUCUCCUCAGUCUCUGAGGUCCGGUGUGCAUUCUCCCAACAUGAAACAUCUCAGAGCAAAAGGGGGAAAAAAGACACCGUGACGAGGGCGGUUUAAACUCUGUGCAAAGCAAGCGUUAGUAGGCCGUGAGUGAGAGCACGACCGCUGAUGCGUCUUGCUCGGUUGGACGAGCCUCCAGAUUCGGCACGCUCCUGGGACCGACCCCUCGUCCGGCCCAGCAGGCCUCCCGCAGCUGAGGAUGAUGCCCUGCUCCGGUGUCUGUCCCCGCAGUCGGAGCCCCGCCGAGGAUGGACCCCACCCCGGGCGCCGUGGAGCCACACAGAGACGCAAAGGUCGGGAGCCCCGAGCGAGAGCCGGCAUGGCAGGCCCUCCCGGUCCUGUCUGAGCAGCAGUCUGGCGCUGUGGAGCUGGUGCUGGCCUAUGCCGCGCCGGUCCUGGACAAGCGCCAGACCUCACGCCUCCUCAAGGAGGUGUCGGCCGUCCACCCACUGCCCGCACAGCCUCACCUCAAGAGGGUGCGACCCAGCCCCCGCCCCGGCUGCCCACACGCGCUGGAGAUGCUGCUGUGCCUGGCGGGGCCGGCCGCGGGCAUGCGAUCACUGGCCGAGCUCCUCCCGCCGCCGGCCGUGGACCCCCGCGGCCUGGGGCAGCCCUUCCUGGUGCCCGUGCCCGCGCGGCCGCCCCUGACCAGGGGCCAGUUCGAGGAGGCACGCGUUCACUGGCCCACCACCUUCCACGAGGACCGGCAGGUGACCCGAGCCCUGGCCGGGCAGCUCUUCUCGGCGCAGGAGCGGGCGGCGAUGCAGAGCCACAUGGAGCGGGCCGUGUGGGCCGCGCAGCAGGCGGCCUCGCGGGGCCUGCGGGCCGUGGGGGCGGUGGUGGUGGAGCCGGCCUCGGGCCGCGUGCUGGCCACGGGCCACGACUGCAGCAGCGCUGCCGGCCCCCUGCUGCACGCCACCAUGGUGUGCAUCGACCUGGUGGCCCGGGGCCAGGGCCGCGGCGCCUAUGACCUCGCACCCCACCCCGCCUGCUCCUUCGCCCCAGCCACCGCCCCCCCGGGCGUCCGCGCGGGCUCCGUGCGCAAGCUGGACGAGGACGCCGAUGGCCUGCCCUACGUGUGCACCGGCUACGACCUGUACGUCACCCGCGAGCCCUGCGCCAUGUGCGCCAUGGCCCUGGUCCACUCCCGCGUGCGGCGCGUCUUCUACGGGGCACCCUCUCCGGACGGCGCGCUGGGCACCCGCUUCCGCCUCCACGCCCAGCCGGACCUCAACCACCGCUUCCAGGCCUUCUGUGGCGUGCUGGAGGCCCAGUGCCGCCGGCUGGACCCCGACGCAUAGGCCCGGCCCGGACCUUCCUCGGCCUCCCUCAUGUUGCC
Messenger RNA from Balaenoptera musculus (blue whale), 1454 nucleotides. RefSeq names its product adenosine deaminase tRNA specific 3 (gene ADAT3). The coding region runs from base 364 to 1416 and encodes 350 amino acids. The transcript has 2 exons. Gene Ontology annotation, cellular component: cytoplasm; nucleus. Gene Ontology annotation, molecular function: tRNA-specific adenosine-34 deaminase activity. The record is from RefSeq and is a predicted model, not a curated record. NCBI's taxonomy places the organism in Eukaryota, Metazoa, Chordata, Mammalia, Artiodactyla, Balaenopteridae.